Venustampulla echinocandica is the source of this 948-nucleotide messenger RNA. RefSeq lists its product as uncharacterized. The transcript is spliced from 2 exons. NCBI's taxonomy places the organism in Eukaryota, Fungi, Ascomycota, Leotiomycetes, Helotiales, Pleuroascaceae. Bases 1 to 948 code for a protein of 315 amino acids. The record is from RefSeq and is a predicted model, not a curated record.
AUGACGCAAGAAUGCGAUCCGGUACCAAUGUCCAACCAAGAGUUCUUCGAGUCCUUGGGCCUCAAGACCGUCACCCUCACGGUUGGGCCACACGGCAAACAACGCACUGCCCACUUAAAGCUAUUGUCGGACGCUAUCAAAGGUGCAAAGGCGGCUGACCUUCCUCUCAAGUUCGUUGAAGAAGAUCCUGAAGUUUUCGAUGACUUCCUGGCUUGGCUGUACAAUCCGCAAAGGAAUCAUAAGGUGAAUAGUGACGGGGAAUGGACCAAUUUACUCAAGCUUUACGCCUUUGGGGUCAAGUGGGGAUGCGAGGAGCUGAACAAGAGCAUUGCCCAAAUUCUGUUUUGCCAAUGCAUACCUUCAGAUUCCAAUGCUCCCUUGGGCCUUAUCGCCAUUCUUGCCAAGAUCGAAUACCUCCGACAUCUCAAUGAUUACGCCCAGCAGUGCUACACACAAAUGCUUCGUGAUUUCUCUCGUUACUUCACCAACAAGAGUAUCACGGUGCUCGAUAGGCUUAUCGAAGUUUAUUUCGGCGCUAUGGAAGCAAAAUGUUAUAUUGUGCAAAACAAGGUCAUAUCCUCAAUCAAAAAUAAACUGUCUGACAGUGACGAGUGGCUUCGCAUGGAUCAAAUGAAGGAAAUCUUUGAUAAAACACAAAACUUUAAGCCAACGCCGCUUCGAUUAUUUUGUGUUGCCCAGACAUGGUACCGAAGAUAUGCAAUGAGAGACCCCGGGUGUAUGCGUUUGGAUGCUGAGAGUGUGCAGCAGUUCCAGGGUAUUGACAAUGAGGAAUGUGGUAUAAUAUUUCAUGAAAUCACCGGGUUCAUGGAGGAAUGGAUGGAUUUCCAACAGCUGGUUAACCACAAUAGUAUCACAGAAUACGAGGAUCCCCGAGGCACUGGCUACGCAUUUGAGUGGGAGCAGGAGUUUGGGGCUCUCUAUAGGUAA